CCUAAGGGCCCGGCGGAAGGACCUGAAAAACCAGCUGCCUGAGAUUAUUACUCUCAGUGAGGAGCAGCUCAGGGCAGUGAGUGAGCGAAUGUGGAGUCUCCUCCUCCUCAAUCUCCUCCUUCUUUUCACACAAGCAAUCCGAUUCCACAGAAACCACACUCACGGGGCACCUCUGCUUGUUUUUAAGCACUCUAACUUUGUCCUUUCAUUUUUCGUGUUUACUUUUUAGCCUGCGACUCAUCACUUUUUCAGCAGCCAGGACUUGUUUUUCAACUCUUGAAGAAGUUUACAUGCAACUUCGACCCCGGUGACUGCCAGUCCUCCACAGGUGGACUAUGGCCCCCUCAGUCAGCUGAGGGAGGGGGUGCUGUACACCUCAGGCUCCCAUCUGGAAAGAGCUUGAGCUGAAAUCAAAGAGGAGACAUUUUGGGUCUUGCUGAAGAUGACUUCAUCUGUCUCAACUGUGCCCAGCAUUACAGCUACUUCAAACACCAGCGUCACCAAGUCCAGAGAACAAAUACUCAUCCAAAGCUCUGGGGCUAUGAUUGCUGUCAUUGUCAUAGGCAUCAUUAUCAUUCUCGCCAUUCUUCUCAUCAUCUUGAAGACGUACAACAGGCGGACACAUGCAUCGAGAAUCCUGGGACCCAGAGGGGGGUCCAAACCUCGGCCAAAGAUGUCACAAUACACUGCUCAGAGCAGCAUGCCUCUGAACGCCUUAGGAGUCAGCUCUGUGUCCGGCAGCAUCAUCAACUCAAACCCAGCUUCAGAGAACAGCUUCCGGCUGCCCAGAGCUGUGCUCAGGGGUACAGAGGGAAAUCACUUGGAGCAGUUCAGCACAACCAGCGAGUCCACGGUGGUCACCAUACAUGAGGGACCGUCAUUAGGAAACACAUAGCACAUAGACACAGAUGGACUGCAGUAUGAUCUCGAAAAACAGGCAUUGACUGAUGUUUUGUCUUGAUCCGCCGCCACACACUGUGCUGACUGAAUCCUGUGGAACUUUGUGAUGUUAGUGUUGUAUAUGUCAGUCUCCACCUGCUGAGCAACUGCUGGUGACAAUGUGGAUUAAAAAUGUCCCUUUAAUGUGUAGAACAAAAUUAUACCAGAAACUGACAAGAUAUAUUUAAUGAAAAAUCUAUGAUUUUCUCUUGAAGGAUUGCUCUUUGGCUGAAGUCAGUGUUCAGAGUUAACAUGUCAUUACUGUAUAAACUCCUCUAAUACAGUGAAAGAAAUGUGUAUUGGAGAAUGUGAUGGUUGGAUAAUGGUGGUUCUCAAGCCUUAGUUUCAUUCUAAUAAUUUCCACUCUGUUCAUCCAUUUUCAGGGUGGUGCAGCGUACUCAACCUUUUGUUAUUUGAGAAGCACUGGUCCACCGGGUGUACAUUUCUGCAUUAAAGAGAACCAUAUUCUAUUAUUUUUACGAGCUAAUGUAGAAUUAGCAUAAAGUUUAGAGACAUUAAGAGCAAGAAAGACAAUAGUUAAUUGUGUAACAGUAAUCAAUAUGACUUAGGAAAUCUGUCGAUGUUAGUGAUUUCUUUUGAUCGGUUACAUUCUUUACCAAACCUGGUUUACUUUGGUGUCAUUGUGUCUUUGUCGCCCUCUUCCAGAUUAAUUUUGGUUAAAAAACAAACAUAAAAGAAAAACUUUUGACAUUUUUAACCUUACCGAGUGACACCGUGAAAAUACUGUAUCUUCUGCAUACACUGUGGAUCUUUAAAUUUGACACAAAUCAAUUAUUUUGCACUUUAUUUUCACUGUAUUUGCAUUGUUUGUGGUUCUAUAUUAAAUGAAUGGCAUGAAAAUAAAAUGUAUUAUUUUUAA
Messenger RNA from Cololabis saira (Pacific saury), 1819 nucleotides. It is a transcript of the gene ncmap, whose product is annotated as non-compact myelin associated protein. NCBI's taxonomy places the organism in Eukaryota, Metazoa, Chordata, Actinopteri, Beloniformes, Belonidae. Gene Ontology annotation, biological process: regulation of myelination. Gene Ontology annotation, cellular component: Schmidt-Lanterman incisure; plasma membrane; paranode region of axon. The transcript is spliced from 4 exons. The record is from RefSeq and is a predicted model, not a curated record. Gene Ontology annotation, molecular function: structural constituent of myelin sheath. Bases 443 to 895 code for a protein of 150 amino acids.